AUGCAAAAGAAAUAGUUGUUUUCUUAACCGACUCAGUAGUAAAGAGAAAAAGCUCUGGGUGAUUUGAGCUCUUUGUCUUAAAAAAAUUAAACGCAAAUUAAGAAGAUAAUUGGAUACUUUAAACCUGUACCAAAUCCUUAUUCAGAUGAUUGGUUAUAUAAUUAAAAAGAAGAAGGUCAAACAUUUGAUAAAUAUAUAGAAAAACCUAGAACUAUAGAUACUAAAAAAAGAAAAAUAUAUAUCCAACCUCUAGAACAAGAUAUAAAUAAGGAAUUCGUUGAUAAGCUGAAAAUAUUUGCAUCUGCCUUUUUCUUUGGAAUCAAAGUAGAUUUUUUGCCACUGCUAGAAGUUGAAAAAUUAGGAGUAAAGACUAGAAUAAAUGAAAACAAAAAGUAAUUUUAUGCUCCAAAAAUUUUAGAAUUGUUAAAAGAAUCGAAACCUAAGGAUGCUUAUUGCAUUAUUGGAAUUUGUAUGACAGAUAUUUACAACAAAGAAUCAUGGAAUUUUGUUUUCGGUUUAGCUUCUUUGUAAGAAAAAGUAGGUGUUUUUAGUUUUGCAAGAUACUAAGAGAGUUUUUAUUAUCCAAAGGCUUAAGUAGACUAAGAUUUGGUAAUAUAUAGAAGCUGUAAGGUGAUGUGUCAUGAAGUAGUCCACUAAUUUGGAAUUAAACAUUGCAUUUAUUAUCACUGCAUAAUGAAUGGAUCUAACCACUAUGAAGAAUCUGGAAGUAAACCAUUUUAGCUCUGCCCAGUUUGUUUAAGGAAAAUGCAAUAUGCUUUAUAAUUUGAUUUAGCUGAUAGGUACAGAGCUCUCAUUUAAGCAACAGAAACUUUAAAAAAUAAGUAUUUUAGUCAAGAGUUGUUUAUUUAUAAAAAUCUAGUUUUGAAUGAAAAUUUAGUAAUCAGUGAAAGCAGCUCUAAACUUCAGCAAAAUUAAUUUGAAAAAUCAAACAAUAAAAUUUAAUCUAAUAAUAAAUGA
Messenger RNA from Tetrahymena thermophila SB210, 978 nucleotides. RefSeq names its product peptidase family M54 protein. Gene Ontology annotation, molecular function: metallopeptidase activity. NCBI's taxonomy places the organism in Eukaryota, Ciliophora, Oligohymenophorea, Hymenostomatida, Tetrahymenidae. Gene Ontology annotation, biological process: proteolysis. The transcript has 2 exons. The record is from RefSeq and is a predicted model, not a curated record.